AGGAGCCGCGAGAAGGAGACGUGCGUGUACCGUGUGCGCAAACUCCAUCGAGCCAGAGCUGCAGCACGAGUCCGAGAGGAGAGGAGAGGAGGAGAGCCAUCUCCGAGGAGCUGGAGAGGAGAGCCAUCUCCCAGGAGCUGCCUGAAAAAACGAGAAACCAGGAGAGGAGGCGCACCGACACUCACACACUGCUAAAGCGUUGAGCGAGGGGGCAUCUGGGGGCUUUAGCUUUGCGUGCUUUCUGCCAGGCUCCUCCUGACCGUGCUUCUUCUUCAUUCAGCACCGACGCUCGCUCACCCUCUCUCUGCUCAUCUUCAGCAGCCUCUCCCAAACUCCGGCGAGAUCAUGGGGAAACAGAACAGCAAGCUUACCCCUGAGGUGAUGGAGGACCUGGUGAAGAACACAGAGUUUAAUGAACAUGAGCUCAAGCAGUGGUACAAGGGGUUUCUGAAAGAUUGCCCCAGCGGUAAGCUAAACUUGGACGAAUUCCAGCAACUGUAUGUCAAGUUCUUCCCUUAUGGUGAUGCAUCAAAGUUUGCACAGCAUGCCUUCAGAACCUUUGACAAGAACGGGGACGGCACCAUUGACUUCAGGGAGUUCAUUUGUGCUCUGUCCAUCACAUCACGGGGAAGCUUUGAGCAAAAGCUUAACUGGGCCUUCAACAUGUAUGACCUAGAUGGGGAUGGAAAAAUCACUCGAGUAGAGAUGCUGGAAAUUAUAGAGGCUAUCUACAAAAUGGUCGGCACUGUGAUCAUGAUGAAGAUGAACGAGGACGGGCUGACACCAGAGCAGAGGGUGGAUCGGAUCUUUAGCAAGAUGGAUAAGAACAACGACGACCAAAUCACGCUGGACGAGUUCAAGGAAGCGGCGAAGAGCGACCCAUCUAUCGUACUGCUUUUGCAGUGUGACAUGCAGAAGUGAGGGUAUGCAUGCCAGCAUGCUCCGGACUGAGUAUGUUAUAAUGUUUUAUUCAUGUUCAGCCAGUUCCACAAGAUUAACACAAAAUAUAUUUGGACUACUCAGAUGAACUUGCUUCUUGUGGUUGAAAAACUAGUAUGCAUGGAAUGUCAAAUGCUAAGAGUUAAGAAUAUACAUUUAAUUUCAAACCUGCAACAACGUAAGGUGUGCAAAAUAAGUCAGAAUUGUUUUCAUUCUUCCAUCUAUUGUUAGUCAGUGAAGUGCUCCACAGUAGGCUAUUUCAUUUAUAGCUACGAUACUUAAAGUUCAUAUUUACCACUAUAGCUGCUGUAUUUCGUACGGUGGUUCAGGUAUUAAAAGCAAAAUGUCACACUAAAUGUAACGGUUUCUAUUAAAACAGUAUGUUUCAACUUUGAUCUUAAACAGCAAGGAGGGUAGAGGGGUUCAUUUAGCCUACCUCCCAAAAUGUGCUUGUACUUGAUUAUAAAUGUAAGUUAUUUGCAUGCAUGUCCUAAGUGUAAAGCCUAAUCGCUCCUAUCUCUUCUUUUGGCAACCUUGGCAAAUAAUAUAAGGAGGCCUUAUAAACGAUAACAGUAACUACUAAAUACUAAUGAUGUGUGAGAUUUACAUUUGUGAUUCACCCGCCCAUUAGAUAUCUUCCCUUGGGUGCAUGUUCUCUCCCAAAAAAGAAAACAAAAAAGGAAUAAAAAACUUACAGUGUGUAUUUGUAGAAGCUAUCUGUAAGGGACAACAAUAUGUCGUGGAUCUCGUCUCUGGACAAAUUUAGCCUUUAUUUAUUCUCUGCAGUGACAAAGGUAAGAACACCUGGGUCAUUGAUUUGUUUAGGACUGUUGCAGUUGUAAGCCGAGAAGUCAGACUGGAUCACAGGUUUUUCCCAACAAAUUACACACUGCCAAACCACUCACUCCCUUUUUAAAAUUAUUUACGUAUGAAUCAUAUCACAGCGUGCAUGUAUGGAUGCUUGUAGAUUUGGUUAACUCGAUUCAUUCUGAAAAGGCAAUUUAUCAUGUCCUUGCUUUCCUCGGAGGGCUUUAAUAACACCCCUCCACCUCGUAAUCAAGAAGCAAUCCGCUACAAAUGUGUUUGGUAUACAACCUCAGUCUAAAUGUGAUAAGUUUUUAUUGAACUGUUUUUUGUAAAAUCUUUCUACACGAGUCCGUGACAUUUAAAUAACCACUGUUUAUACAGUAAUUUAAUGCAUCUUUAAUGGCAAAUGAUGGGGUUUUGGAAGAGCUUUGAGCCACAACUUAUUUUAACCACUUGAAGCAAACAUGUUGUUACUCACGACAUACACUCUUAAUAAAGAGCAGGGGGAUCCUGGUUAGAGGAUUCCAUCUCGAAGAACGUGUGCAUCCAAUCAGGAUUUAGAGAACUCUUCAGUAAUGGGUAUAACUAUUCCAUCAAUUACACAUAUAUGGGAUGAAUCUAUCUUUUUUAAAGGAGGGUUCUCCAACAAGGACAAACUAAAGAACCCCAAAACAGAGUUCUUUUUGUUUGUUUUAUUAUUAAGAGUGUAUAAUAUAAAGAGAUAUUCUCUUCAUUUUGUGUUCACCCAAUUAGAAAAAUGCCCUAAAUUCUUGUUCUCCACAUAAAAACUAAUGCAUCAAGCCCAUGCAAGUUCGAUAAGGCUCAGGAUGCUGCACUUUCUUUUUUCUCCAAAGCCCUCCUUGUAGAAAGUUAUCAUGUGUUUGUAAAAUCCCAAAAACUGCAGAUGUAUAUCUUUGCCAUGUAAAUAUUUGUACCUAACAUGGAAAUGAAAUACCAAAUUUAAAGAACAAGUCAUUUGAUUGUGUAAUAUGAUGUUUGUGUUUUAUUUGUGGCAUGUCUUCAACUCAGUAUGUAACGUUGCACUGACAACAUUGUGAUUCAAAUCAAUAAACUGUCUAUGGGCUGUUUUCAGAACAUAA
This is a messenger RNA of Astyanax mexicanus (Mexican tetra), 2846 nucleotides long. RefSeq names its product visinin-like 1b (gene vsnl1b). Bases 346 to 921 code for a protein of 191 amino acids. Gene Ontology annotation, molecular function: calcium ion binding. Lineage: Eukaryota; Metazoa; Chordata; Actinopteri; Characiformes; Acestrorhamphidae. The transcript has 4 exons. The record is from RefSeq and is a predicted model, not a curated record.